This is a messenger RNA of Encephalitozoon hellem ATCC 50504, 726 nucleotides long. RefSeq names its product zinc finger domain-containing protein. The record is from RefSeq and is a predicted model, not a curated record. Gene Ontology annotation, biological process: protein ubiquitination; ubiquitin-dependent protein catabolic process. Bases 1 to 726 code for a protein of 241 amino acids. The transcript has a single exon. Gene Ontology annotation, cellular component: nucleus. Lineage: Eukaryota; Fungi; Microsporidia; Unikaryonidae. Gene Ontology annotation, molecular function: ubiquitin protein ligase activity; zinc ion binding.
AUGGCUUGCAGCCAUUAUUCAAAUAACUGCUUGGUUAAAUUUGAAUGCUGUAAAAAACUGUAUCCAUGCAGACUAUGCCAUGACAAGGCAGAGAGCCAUAAGGCUAACAGGUACGAAAUUAACCAAAUGAUGUGCAUGGGAUGCAGCCUAUUGCAGCAGAAAGCACAUUCAUGCAUUCAAUGUUUCGUAGAAGUCUCUAAGUACUUCUGCCCUAAGUGCAACCUAUGGGACAGCUCUGAUAGCCAGAUAUUCCAUUGCAACAAAUGCAACGUCUGUAGAAGAGGAGAUCCUAAGACUUCUUUUCAUUGUGAUGCCUGCCAUACGUGCCUUGUUGCUACAGGAUCAAAGAACCAUACACAUGUAGAAAAUACCACCUCUGGAAAUUGCCCUAUAUGUGCAGAGGACAUGCUUGGAAGCGUGGAGAUUCUUGUUCUCCUCAGAUGUGGGCAUUCCUUACACGAAAGAUGCUUCAAUGAGUUUAUAAGAGAAACCUACACAUGUCCUAUAUGCUCUAAGCCAAUAGGAGACACGUCUACGAUCAACAAGAAAGUCGAGCACCUUCUCGAAAUGGAGCCUUUUUAUCCAGGAAAAGAGGCUAAAAACAUUGCCAAGUGCAGUAAUUGCAAUAACCUAUCAAGCUGUAAAUCUACAUGGGACAAGUGCCCUUUUUGUGGUUUCCACGGCAUUGUAUCAACUACAAGCCAAGAAACAUGCAAGAAGCUGUAA